AUGUCACCGAAUAACGAAGCUGACUGUGUGGCUUUAAAUGAAAACUCUGUGGUCGGCGAAGGAACUUACUGCGAUGGAUUCUGGGAGGUAAUAGUUCAUUUUGAUGGCGUGUGUUGGCCGAAUACGCCGGAAAACAAUUCCGUGUCAGAGAAUUGUCCAGAUUUCUUUGCAUUUGAUACAAAUCACUUUGCUACGCGAUUUUGUAACAUUGGUGGAUCAUGGGCCAAUGUAUCAGGGUUAUUCGGCGGGUGCUUGUCGGAUGAAACGCGAGAGCUAAUGGAACAAGAAUUUCAAGGGCAACCGGAGCUGGGUGACCUAAGGAAAGGACUCUGUGAAACGUUUGAGUACUUCAGACAGUACACUCGAUUCUGUGUGUUUUCCUGGAUGUUCGUCGAAGGUCUAUACUUAAACGGGAUGAUUACAGCAGCUGUUUUUCAAAAGCCCAAUUUUAAGCUAUAUUAUUUCAUAGGAUGGAUAUUGCCAUUAUUCCCAGUGACAGCGUGGGCCAUUACAAUGAAAUUUACAACAGAACAAGCUUGUUGGUUUGGUUAUGUGAAAUCGCCGUAUUAUUGGAUUGUUGAAAUCCCGAGAAACCUUAUUUUACUUAUAAACUUAGGAUUCCUGAUAAACAUAAUACGAAUACUUGUGACGAAGCUUCGAGAAAGCAACACAAGCGAAACGCAACAACUCAGAAAAGCUGUAAAGGCGGCCAUAUUAUUAGCACCUUUACUGGGCGUCACCAACUUAUUGUUUCUGCCAGAUAAUCCCAAAUCUCACGAGAGCCGUGUCGUCAUCGUAUUGUAUUUCUAUGGGGUGAUGAUAGUGACCCCUUUCCAGGGCGUCAUAGUUUCACUCCUGCAUUGCUUUGUUAACGGGGAGGUUCGACUGUUGCUUCGUCGUAAAUGGGCUGGAUGGAAGAGUUCUCGCCAGCCGGGUGGUCGACUUCGACGUCAGUCCAACAGCACCACCACGGAUGUUUAUCGCCUCAACUCCAUAUAUAGUACAACGGAAACCAUUAGGAUGUCAUUCGUUAAACAUUCAACACAGUUACCGCAACAACCAAGUAGUCCCGUACUAGCUUCGCCGUCUUUGAGUGCAAACUCGCCUUCGCCUUCUCCUCCACCGUCUCCAGGUGGCAUUGCCGGAGGCCCUGACCCCGCUAGCGCUGAGGACGUGUCCACAAGCCUAUUAUGA
This is a messenger RNA of Saccoglossus kowalevskii, 1194 nucleotides long. RefSeq names its product PDF receptor-like. Gene Ontology annotation, molecular function: G protein-coupled peptide receptor activity. The record is from RefSeq and is a predicted model, not a curated record. Gene Ontology annotation, cellular component: plasma membrane. Gene Ontology annotation, biological process: adenylate cyclase-modulating G protein-coupled receptor signaling pathway; cell surface receptor signaling pathway. Lineage: Eukaryota; Metazoa; Hemichordata; Enteropneusta; Harrimaniidae.